This is a messenger RNA of Cadophora gregata, 279 nucleotides long. RefSeq lists its product as uncharacterized. Gene Ontology annotation, biological process: mitochondrial respiratory chain complex IV assembly. The record is from RefSeq and is a predicted model, not a curated record. Lineage: Eukaryota; Fungi; Ascomycota; Leotiomycetes; Helotiales; Ploettnerulaceae. The coding region runs from base 1 to 279 and encodes 92 amino acids. Gene Ontology annotation, cellular component: mitochondrion; mitochondrial inner membrane. The transcript is spliced from 2 exons.
AUGGGGGGCCCCAAUCUCGAAGUCUUUAAGUUUGGCAUGUACAUCAUGUUCCCAAUUGCUAUAAUGUACUACUACGGUACCAACCUCGACAAGCGUUUUGCGGUCCCAGAUUUCUGGCCAAAGCCGGAGCAAACGAAUAGGAUCCCGUUUGACAAGGAGGAGAUUCAUAGCGAGUUGGAGAGGUUGAGGCAGAGGAGGAUGUAUUUGAGGAGUAAGAGAUUGGAGCAGGAGGCUCAAGGACAGGGGCGGAAUGGGAGUGCGGAGGGAAAUGAUUCUUGA